GAAAACAAGCGUUAGAAACUCCAGUGCCCGAAUCAUUCACACGAUCACACCGGAAUAAACGCGCCUUUCUGGAUUAUUAACGCUGAGAUCCUGCACUGCUCAUUUUCUGUGGACACUGAGGGGUGUAUGAGGAAGAUGAGGGAUUUAAUGUGUGUGGUGGUGUUUGUGUUGAUCGUCUGCACGACGGUGCGAGCGAGGUGUCCGAAGCCGUGUGCGUGUCCCGCGGAGCGAGCCGUGUGCCCGCCGGGCGUCAGCGCCGUGCCCGACGCCUGCGGCUGCUGUAAGGUGUGUGCCGCCCAGCUGAACGACGACUGCCAUGAAGACAAGCCCUGUGACCAUCACAAGGGCCUGGAGUGUAACUACGGCAACGACGUGGCCAGUAUCCACGGAAUCUGCCGAGCCAAACUGGAAGGCCGCUCUUGUGAAUACAACGGCCGCAUGUAUCAGAAUGGAGAAAACUUCCGCGCGGGCUGCAAACACCAGUGCACCUGCAUCGACGGGGCGGUGGGCUGCGUGCCCCUGUGCCCCACUGAUAUCCCUCUGGCGUCGGCCUCCUGUCCCGCACCCCGACUGGUCAAAAUCCCCGGCCAGUGCUGCCUCAGCGUGGACUGUCACAGCGAGUCCUCCGUCCUCCCGCCGGUGUUCAGACGGCCGCAGCCGCCUCCGUAUCUGUUCCCCGACCUCCACGCCUACAAGAAACCCCGACCGAAGCCGUACCCCCGCAAGCCCAAAGACGCCCUGAGCAACGAGCUCAUAGAGCUGGAGAAAAAGUGGGAGAAACCACGCAGCCGAAAGCAUUUGCCAGCAUGGAAGCAAGCCGGACGGCAAUGUGUUGCACAGACGACAAGCUGGACGCCUUGUUCGCGCAGCUGCGGGAUGGGCGUUUCAUCUCGGGUCACCAAUGAGAACGCGCAGUGCAAGCUGCUGAAGGAAACCAGACUCUGCAGCGUCCGUCCCUGUAGUUCUGUGGCUGUGCCUAUAAAGAAGGGGAGGAAAUGCUCUCGCACCCAAAAGUCUCCAGAGCCUCUUCGCCUGCGCUACGCUGGCUGCCGCAGCACCCGCCUCUACCGACCAAACUACUGUGGGACGUGCCUGGACGGGCGAUGCUGCUCGCCCCGCCGCACUCGGACGGCCCCCGUGCUCUUCGCCUGCCCCGAUGGAGAGCACUUCGAGAGGGCCGUCAUGUUCGUGCAGUCCUGUAAAUGCAACGACGAAUGUGGCCACCUGAACGAUGCGGCGCUCCCGCCCCAACGCUGGCUGUACGGCGACAUGCACAAGUUUCUUGAUUAACGCCUCGUUUGUCCAAAGACCCGCCCCCACAUCUUUCCCCAUUCAAUAGAGUAGCGUUUCGAAGUGUAACUCUGAGUAGACGCCAGGCCGAGGCCUUAUUAUAACGCAAAUCCAUGUGGAAAAAAGGGCAAUUUUGGGUUUCCAAUCCCUUGUGCCGAGAGCCUUAGUAUAGAUGUGCUUACCGCCAGGAUCCAGGAUGGGAUGAAUCCCAGUUGUGAAUAUAUACAAUGGAUUUUCUGAUUGACUGCUCCUUACCACGAACAGUAAUGCAUUCUGAGGCACCUGUAUCUCAAUAAGACUUAAACAGGUUUGAAGGAAAAACUUGCCUCAGCGGGACGCUGGUUAGAUGCCUAAAUGUGGUGGAACUGACUCUCAGCUUCACAAGCUGGUCUUUACUUCUUCUUUAGCGAAUGCUUUGCCUCGAUGUUCAAAGAACAGCCGGCAAACACGAAGGAAACUCAAUGGGAAGUCGUUUUAAGCUACCCAAGGUUUGACUCAGCUGCUUGUGGACUCGAUGCUGAGAUUGAUGGUUUCGUGAGCCCAUGACUCCAUCAACUCACCGAGGGAUAUUUGCCAAGUGCCGCCGCUCCCUGGCGUCAAAAUGUCGGCUCCUCUGCUCCCGGCUAAUUACAAUCCUCUUCUUUGGGGGCAGAAAGAAACCCAGUAACCCUUUGGUUUGCAAUAAAAAUAUGUUUAAAACACCAGCAUCUGAUGUAAACAUGUAAUUUGAAAGUAAUGGGUGGGAUGGUUCCUUCAAACGCUGGUCUGUAAUCUACCACGUGAUGGCAGAGCCUCGUGCAAAUGGCACUGGUGUCUGUGUGUUUUAUAAUGCUGCAGUCUCUAUUUCUGCCUGGCAUUGGUGCAUGAACCAACGGAGGUGACGUCGCACCAUCUGCCCUGAAGAAUGAGAGUUUGAACAGGCUUUGAGACAAAAAAAACUACAUUUUGAAGGAAGAAAGCAUGCGGUCACUAAAUAAUUGUGCUACUUUUUUUUUUUAUUUAAGCUCCAUCUCAAAUGAGUAAAAUGGCAUACAUUUUACAUUUCAAAUGCCAUGUUUAUAAAAGCAUUUUUUUUUAUGUCGUGGAAAGGCUGAAUAAACUGUCAAUUACAUGCUGCAUGUAAACUUAAUGGAAAUAAACCCCUUUCUGUUGUUUUGUGU
This is a messenger RNA of Puntigrus tetrazona (Sumatra barb), 2450 nucleotides long. Its product is annotated as CCN family member 1. Gene Ontology annotation, biological process: signal transduction. Gene Ontology annotation, molecular function: protein binding. The transcript has 5 exons. NCBI's taxonomy places the organism in Eukaryota, Metazoa, Chordata, Actinopteri, Cypriniformes, Cyprinidae. Bases 127 to 1290 code for a protein of 387 amino acids. The record is from RefSeq and is a predicted model, not a curated record. Gene Ontology annotation, cellular component: extracellular region.